Messenger RNA from Priapulus caudatus, 1212 nucleotides. Its product is annotated as 8-oxo-dGDP phosphatase NUDT18-like. Bases 1 to 1020 code for a protein of 339 amino acids. The record is from RefSeq and is a predicted model, not a curated record. Gene Ontology annotation, molecular function: 8-oxo-dGDP phosphatase activity; 8-oxo-GDP phosphatase activity; magnesium ion binding. Lineage: Eukaryota; Metazoa; Priapulida; Priapulimorpha; Priapulimorphida; Priapulidae. The transcript is spliced from 6 exons.
AUGCAUUUAUUUAUACUAGGAGCACAUUUUGAGCCUCUAAUCAAGCAGACAGUAUGCUACAUUGUGUGUGGAUUGAUUUACAAUGAAAAUGGAGAAGUUCUCUUGAUCCAGGAAGCUAAGCAGUCAUGUAGAGGCAAAUGGUACCUGCCUGCUGGAAGGAUGGAGGUGGAAGAAACUAUUGAAGAGGCCCUAAAGCGAGAGGUAAAGGAAGAAGCUGGGUUUUGCUGUGAGAUCACAACUUUGCUCUUGGUGGAAAUCGAUUGUGGGGCUCGAUGGGUUAGGUUUACUUGCCUAGCAAGAGUCACAGGAGGUCACCUGAAAUCCAAAAAGGAGAUGGACAAGGAGUCUUUGCAGGCUCGCUGGUGUAGUACACAUGAUAUCUCACAGUUGGAAAUAAGGGCCCACGAUAUUUUCCCCCUUAUGGAGUAUGCGGAGCAAUUUAGAAGUUUGCCUGCUAGCAGCAGGCACUGUAACGUUUUGCCCACUGUUAGCCGACACAAGAGAUUACUGGUGAGAGCGGUUAUUGUCAAGAACACUGAAGCAAGUAAAAACGCCCAAGUUCUGAUUGGAAAAAAAAGUGGUAGCCACUUUCCUGUAGGAACAAUUGGACCAGGUGAUUAUGGACUGUGCUUCAGCAUAGCAAGGAUAGUUAGGACUGCGCUCGGAGGAGGGGUGAAGGCAAAGCUAGUUGUUCACGGUAUUUUAGCCGUGGAACACUGCGGGGCGCCGGCGUUGGAGAACGAUGGACUCUGCUUCACAUGCCUAGCAUCCAUCGGUCCCAGGAACAACAUCGACGACUACGACACAGCUGCCACCCUCGCCGCACAGAUAGCGGCAGAGUUCUCCGUGUCCGAACCACCAGAGGUCGCCACUUUCAGCAUCGCCUGCACAGAUUACGCUUGGCUGUCAAUCGUAGAUGAUCAGCUUUCACAAGAAUUGCUGGGUAGGUUAGGAAAAUAUAUGACGAUACCAACAAACCGAAAUGCAGAGUUUGAAGAAAUGCUGAUACCAUUCAGAUGAGCUUCUGGCAUGCAAGAGCAGUACAUAGUGGAAGUACUUUUAUCUGAGAAAUACAAUUUCACGUAUAUUGCCUCAGUAAUGUGAUAGAGAUAGUGCCUGCAUGCCAUAUAUUUAUUGAUUAUAGUUAGGACAGAUUUAGUAUUCACGUAGUGAACCAAACUGAUUAAAAAAUUAUUCCCGCAUAAACCAAAA